GACGAUAGAAAAGCCAAUCAACUCAGAGAAAGGUCUCUGCCGCUGGAAGGCUGUGCUGUUGUUGCUGGCCGCACCGAUAAGGGCGUCACUGCCCUCCAACAAGUUUGUUCAUUUUAUACUUGGAAGAAAGAUGUUACCUGUGAAGAUAUAAGGGAUGCAGUUAAUAAUUCUGCACCGGGAAAGAUCAGAGCUGUAUCUGUCUCCAAGGUGUCACGUGCAUUCCAUCCAAAUUUUGCAGCGAAAUGGAGACGCUACUUUUACAUUUUCCCUCUUGAUGAUGGUGAUCAAGACCAAGAAAAUGGGGGCAUUGUGACUAGUAGCGACGAGGAUGAUGAUCGCAUGAAAGGACAGACUGAAAGCUAUGAGGUUGAUAGAUUGUCAGGUGUUUGGAAUGGUAAUGGAGAUCUCAAAUAUGAAAAGAAACCAAAAGACUUUGAUGUAAACAAGGUGAAUGAACUUCUACGCCAAUUAGAAGGGAAGUCUUUAUCGUACAAAAUAUUUGCACGGGAUACAAAAGCUUCAAGAAGCAUUGGACCACCAACAGAGUGUUUUAUGUUUCAUGCUCGUGCUGCAGAAGCCAAACUUCCUUGUAUUAACCAGGGUUGUAAAGAACUGAGGGUGAUGUGCGUGGAACUGGUUGCAAAUCGCUUCUUGCGCAAGAUGGUUAGGGUGCUUGUUGCGACGGCCAUAAGGGAAGCAGCAGCAGGUGCCAACAAUGAUGCUUUACUAAAGCUGAUGGAUGCUUCAUGCAGACGGGCCACAGCUCCUCCUGCGCCUCCAGAUGGUCUCUGUCUUGUUGACGUUGGUUAUGGAGAUUUUAUACGAGAAAAUUGUUUUAUUCAAUAAUCAAGGUAUAUGUCACAUUGGGUCUUAGGUUAAUGCGCGAUAUGCAUGAAACAAAGAAGAAUGAACUCCUAAAUUGUUUUCGUAAUGUAUCAAUAUGGGAACCGU
Molecule: messenger RNA, 951 nt
Organism: Asparagus officinalis (garden asparagus)
Lineage: Eukaryota; Viridiplantae; Streptophyta; Magnoliopsida; Asparagales; Asparagaceae
Product: tRNA pseudouridine synthase A
Exons: 6
Biological process (GO): tRNA pseudouridine synthesis
Molecular function (GO): RNA binding; pseudouridine synthase activity
Source: RefSeq, a predicted model, not a curated record